Zophobas morio is the source of this 501-nucleotide messenger RNA. RefSeq names its product meiotic nuclear division protein 1 homolog. Gene Ontology annotation, biological process: reciprocal meiotic recombination. The record is from RefSeq and is a predicted model, not a curated record. Gene Ontology annotation, molecular function: double-stranded DNA binding. The transcript has 6 exons. Gene Ontology annotation, cellular component: nucleus. Bases 1 to 501 code for a protein of 166 amino acids. NCBI's taxonomy places the organism in Eukaryota, Metazoa, Arthropoda, Insecta, Coleoptera, Tenebrionidae.
AUGGUGAAAGGAUUAAGCUUUGAAGAAAAAAGAAAAAGGCUUCUGGAUUGUUUCCAUAAUUCGAAAUCCGUUUUUAAUAUAAAGGAAGUCGAGAAAAUGGGCAGCCAAAAAGGAAUAGUCAUCAAUACCGUCAAAGAUGUUCUUCAAUCGCUUUUGGAUGACGAUUUAGUCGAAACUGAAAGAGUUGGAACUUCUAAUUAUUAUUGGUCAUUUCCUGGAAAAGUUUUUAAAAAAGAGGCCAGAAUUGUAUUGGAAGAAAAAAUAAAAAAUCUCGAAACAAAAAUUUCAGAGUUGAAAAAAGAAUACGAAAUUUAUCGUAUGAACGAUCCAGAAACUCUUCAGGAAAAAGGUCGCCAGGCGAAAGUAGCUCAAGACGCAGCCAAUAGAUGGACAGAUAAUAUUUUUUGCUUAAGAAAAUGGGCCAAAGAGAAAUUUAAUGUGGAAGAGCAAAGCAUUAAUACUCAUUUUAAUAUUCCCGCUGAUUUGGAUUAUAUUGAAUAA